UGGUUUAGUUCCCAGUAAAACACUCUUCUCCAUAUAAUAAAAUACUUCAUUUAACCACGUGACACCUAGGAGCGCAAGCGCUCGUUAAAUCGUGUGCGUGAACUCAAAAUUGUAUAAAAGAAGAAAAAGAAGAAAUAGGACUAUAUAAUCUAUGUAAAUAUGUAAUAUACAAUAGAUGCCUAAAAAUAGUUAUGUACAAAUAUAAUAAGAUUUGAGUUAUUUAAACCUAAAAUAAUUACCUAGUAAUCGUUUAAAAGUUAAAAGAUCGUUAGCGUCCCUUACAGAUGGAGGUAUUGAGUUCCAAAUCCUGGCGGCUAUAAAGGAAAAGGACUUACGCCGCCAUUCCAAAUUGCAUCUAGGCAACUCCAAAAUUGUACCGGACCCCCGUAGGUUAUAUGAGCUUACUUUAAAAUUAAAGAGAUCUUGAAUAUAGCUUGGAGCUUUAUUAUGUAAGCAUUUAUACACAAGGACUAAGGUCUGAAAUUUCUUCCGCUGUUCUAACGAGCUAAUGCCUACAGUCUUCAAAAGGAAUUCAUAAGGGGUUUGCCUACCAAAGCCUAAAAUCGAUGUAAGAAUAUAAUAGUUCGUGUCCUCUAGUUUAUUAGCCUGAGUGUUACCCACACAAGUAAUAAGAGCCCACAAUACUCUAGAUGUGGUAAAAUAAACGCUUUAUAUAGACGGCCCAUAACAUCUAUCGGUACGACGUUAUUGCGUUCGAGCGUUACGAGAACGCAUUCUAAUUUCGUCUUGGUCUCCCUGUGUGUAACCCGAACGACAACAAUCGAGAUUUUUUGUUAGGAACUGGUUCACAUUUUGCCCCCCGCCCCUGACUAUUUGUUCGUGGCGAAUGACGUCUUCAACAACCGUGCUUUUCUUGUGACGCAAGGAGCGCUUGCGUUUCAUAUCAAACUAGGACACUUCCACGCUGGAGCUUAGAGUUCUAAAGAAGUUUCAUGGCAUCCACCUUUAUAUGAAUCAGCAGCUUUUCUGGUCUAUUUCUUUUUGUUCCUAGCUUAUGGAAAAAGGUGAGUUUUUCAGGGUUGAAAGCAAGACUUUCGCCGCGCUGUGAAUGAAUAAGAUCUGCUCGCGCUAUUUGUUCUGUUUGUUCACUUCUUCUGACUUAUUUAAGUUUACUCUAUACUCUGACAUCGAGUUAAUUUGUGAGUUUCUCAGAAGAAUGCUUCAUUAGAAAAAUCUUUUUUUCAAUAGUUUUUUUAUGGUUUCUGUUUGUUUGACGAGUUUGCAGAAAGAAGUUCCGAAGAGAAAAUCUGACGCGUACUGACAAUGUAGCUUAUUUGCGUGAUGCAGCGCGCACACUUUCUGCUGAAUUUCGGUGUUCUUAAUUGUCGACAAAUACAAAGAUUUCUUUCGCUAUCUUUUGUGCUGAGAUGCUGCAACAAUUGUCAUCAUCGCUAAAAAACUACUAACAUCAUGUGUGUUUCUUCAACAUAGCGAAAUUUUAGACUGCGGAAGUGAAAAAGACAAGGAGUUUCGAGAGCUCAAACAACAAGAGCGAAAACGUUAUUCAGGUUGAUUAAAGAAAGCGUCAUCGUAACGUUACUGAUUGUCGCUGCUGUCUUCACGUAUUUCCAGUUAACCUUUUAAUAUGUUCCCAAACAUCUAUCAUUCAUAAACUAGAGAUGUUGUACGAGUUCAUGAUCAAUGUACUUUUUUUACACGAAAGUGCAGAAGUCCAAUUGGUCGUGUAUGUAUAACUUCAAAACACGUAUCGCCGAAGUGCAGUCUCAUUCAACAACAAUUUAUUGGAUUUUUACACAAACAACGCUGAGCAGUAUUUACAGGCGUAAACCCAAUGUGCCUUGAUGAAAUAUCAAGUGUUGCUUGCAAUUCAGGUGAAACUCAAACUCGCAAAAAGUUAUAUUUUUCGGUCGCGAUGGACUCUAUGGCGAAAUCCCCGCAAGCGUGUGGCAACAGGAGGGAAACUCUGAAGUUGUUUAACGCUGUCAUCGUCAUCAUCAUCAUCACCACCAUCAUAAACUUUACUUACCCUCGAAUUUACACAGUAGCAUUGCUGCUUAUUUCUCCGACCUACCUAUUGUUAGAAAUUAGAAUUAAUGAAAGUUAUAUUCAAAUAUAUCCAGCUAUUCUUUCAGUUAUGUUUAAAACAAUAAUUCAUCUUGAACAAAUGUAAAAUUUAACCUGGAAUGAUUUGGAGCUUUCGCAAGGGAAACCCGGGAACACUAUUGGGUCGCACUCAAAGUUACGUUUCGACGAAAAUAUUUAAGCAAAAUUGCUACAGACAUAAACGUAUGAGUUGUGGACAAGAAGUGUCAAAACAACUUGAAAAUAAAGAAAGAAAACUUGAUUUCCGGUUCGCUGAAAGAGGAUUUUUCUUAGCCAGUAAUCGCACUGGAAGCGCGGAAGGAGUGCUCAAGUUGUGGGUUUGACGUGGAGGUCACUGCAGGUUAACUUGGUCGCGUUUGAAAACGAAAUGCUCAUGAUUUGUGGUAAAAGAAUGUAUGACCCGUCGAGUUCUGUAGCUCAAUCACAAGUCGAUUAAAACUUUCAUGCUUGACUGUGCAUCAUUGAGAGAGCGAAUUGUGGAGGUUUCGAGCCCAAUCGAGGUCGUUCCCUGUAUACACGCUCGAUUUCAUGCUUAAAGAACGAGAAAUAGUCAGUGUUUUCGACUUCUGGUUGGGGGCUAACCGGCUUGGGGCUAAUCAACCACAUGAACCGCCAAAUCUGGCUGCAGUGAAAGACUCGCCACGAGGCGAAAUAACAAAAUAAGCAAAACCGAAAACCCACCUUUCCUAUCACUAAGAACCGAAAACCGAAAUGUUGAAAAAGGAAAAAAAGACGAAAACCGCAACAGAUAUCAAGGCCGGCAAACCGUAAAUUUAAACGAAAAAAAAGGAUCUAAAAACAAAACCCCCAAUCCACCCUCACCCUCUUUCUUCUACUUUAUGCGAGCGUGGUAAGUCAGGUAAGUGAUACAAGAUUACUACAAGUGUGACUUUAAUUAAUAGGAUUGGAGUUUCUAUCAGUCUAGAGUAUAUUAACAUUCAUUUGACUGACGUAAUGUUAAGUGCGUAAAGAAACAAGGUAUUGGGCAGAGGUUUGGACCUCUCGAUUCUACAGAUAAAGUUGACUUGACCGCGCAAUAUUUCCUUUACCAAGUUUCUUUUGAAGCUGUCUGUUUGAUCUUUUACUAAUCACUUGUCUUUUUGAACUGGUCAGCACCUCAGUCAAGAAUAUGGAAUAAAAGAUUGUCAGAAACAGAAAAUGGCUACAUCGAGUAUUUUCCGGCCGUUUGCUAAAUACGAAGCGAAACAAACUGCUUUACAAGUCACGACGAAUUCAAGACACAUGCAUGUAGUUGGAGAAGAAAGCAAACCAACAACAUUUGAAGAAGAUGAAAUUGCUCCUCUCAUGCUGUUUAGAGGAUGCGAAAUUCGACGGGAUGACGGCCACCAAUGUACCAUGUCCGAAACAAUUACGUUUCUGUCCUCUAGAGGAAAGGAAACUAGACGCGAAGAAGUUCCAGAGGGCUGCCCAAGAGCUGAGACUUUUCUCAUCGUUGCGAACAAGUUUGGUAAACAGUAUGUGUACCGCUUCCACGCCUCCGAUUCCCUUUAUCUCUUCAGUCCUAGGAACAGGAUUCGAAGAUUUGUACUUUUUCUAAUAACACAUCAAUAUUUUGAACUUAUUAUUCUACUGACAAUUUUAACAAACUGUGUAUUCCUGGCUAUGAGCAAUCCACCAGAAGAGGCAGAAUUUGUGUUCGCAGCCAUUUAUACACUUGAAAUGUUCCUCAAGAUCAUAGGUCGUGGAUUUGCGCUCCACAAAUAUGCUUAUCUUAGAAAUGCUUGGAAUUGGUUAGACUUUUUAGUAGUAGUUUUAGGUUAUAUAACAAUGCUUCCUGGCGUAGAAAAUUUAUCGGGAAUUCGAACUUUCAGAGUUCUUAGAGCUUUGAGGACCAUAUCAGCAGUUAAAGGUUUAAAAGCCAUGGUUAAUACGCUGUUGAAAUCUAUCAGAAUGCUCUCUGAUGUUCUUAUACUUACAACUUUCUUUUUAUGUGUAUUUGCACUUAUUGGCCUUCAACUUUUCGUUGGCGUAAUGCAGCAUAAAUGUGUUCGUAAUCAUCCCAAUGGAUGGCCACAAGAUCAAGAAGCUUUCAGUGCGUACUUGCAGAAUGAAAGUAAUCACUAUAUUUUCGCGGGCGAUAACAUGGCUGUUUUGUGUGGAAACUCUUCCGUCGCCUUUGAAUGUCCCAUUAACUACACGUGUAUGCCGAAUACGGGACCAAAUCCUAUAUCUGAGUACAUUAGCUACGAUAACUUUGGUUGGUCGCUUUUAACCUCUCUACAACUAGUCACAAUGGAUUACUGGGAAAGCAUUUACAACAGCGUGAUUGCUACCAAAGGACCGUGGUACGUAUUUUAUUUCCUGUUUGUGAUCUUCCUGGGUCCUUUCUACUUGAUCAAUCUUGUCUUGGCUGUCGUGUCGCUUUCGUACGAACAAGAAACUGCAGCAUUGCAGGAUCAAGUUCUUCGGGCGCAAACGUUUGCCAAACUCAAACGAUCCGCCUCCACUUAUUCGUUUGACGGACAAAUGGACCCAGAACCAUUGUACCAAGAAGAUACACAACGAAUUGAGGAGCGCGAGGCUUACAUAGCAGCUCACCCGGAAGAAUCUGAACAUCCCGUAGAACCCGAGGAACCAACGGAGGUGACUGUCGAGGUCCCAGGAAACCCGAGUUGCUGGAGGCGUACACGAAACUUCGUGUCAAGAGUCGUGAAUUCCUCGGUGUUUGAGACCCUCAUUACUUUGUGUAUCCUGUUCAAUACGUUGGCAAUGGCCCUGGAGCACUUUGAAAUGGACGGGACUUUUUCUAAGGUGCUCGAGUACUGUAAUCUGGUAUUUACCGUGGUAUUCAUUAUGGAAAUGAUUCUGAAGCUGAUCGCAUUUGGCGUCAAAGAGUACUGCAAAAACAAGUGGAACCUGUUUGACGGGACAAUUGUAAUUCUUAGUGUUUUAGACAUGGUUCUGACCUACUCUGGUGCCAUCAGUGGUGCUGGAUUAAGCGUGUUGCGAACCUUCAGACUGCUUCGUGUGCUGAAGCUCGCUCAAUCGUGGAAAACAAUGGGUGACCUUUUGAACACAAUCGGGAGCAGUGUAGGCCCUGUGGGUAACAUCACUGUUAUACUCGCUAUCAUUGUUUACAUGUUUGCUGUGGUCGGCAUGCAGCUUUUCCAAAGAGACUACACUGCGGACAAGUUUAAGAAUUACGAACUACCACGGUGGAAUUUCAAUGAUUUCGGUCACUCAUUUAUGGUGAUUUUUAGGAUAUUAUGCGGUAAAUGGAUCGAGCCUCUGUGGUGGACAAUGCAGGCAACAUCUCCCGCUGCCAUCUGCCUCAUCUUGCCCGCAUUCGUCAUCGGCAAUUUUGUGAUUCUCAAUCUUUUCCUUGCACUGUUGUUGAACUCGUUCAGUGCAGACAGCGACGAGGAGCCGGAAGACGAAGAGGAAAAGAAAAGGAAAGAAGAAGAAAAGAAAAGGAAGAAAAAAGAAAAAGAGAGGAAGAGGCGGUUAGACAUUCUUCGUAUGCUUGGAAGACAAAACAAAAAUCUUUCUGGGAGUCGAAGUAAAGUGGGACCAGAUGAAGACGGCGAUGGAACGGACGAGGAAGCUCAUUCGAGGACGAUAAGCCCAGUUGACGAUGGAACCAAGAAAGAAGCGGCAAUCACUUUGUCGGACAAUCUCAAAAAUGGAGAACAAGAGAACGGCUACGAGAUGACACUUGUCAACCGACUGCCGAACGGUCAAACACAGCAGGAUAAUUCUAAUGGCUUCAAGUACAACUUUGACGAAACUCCAGGUAAACCUGUAGGACGUAACACCAAAGUGAAUUCUCUUCCCAUUGAAAACCGCCAUUCACUGACUACCGCCCUUGAUCUGGACGAAGCAGCAUUAAGAAUCCGGGACCUUCCAGAUUCAAACAAGAGAUUGCCAUGCGUCAACCGCGUCAAGAGUGACGACAGACUGGAGCCUAGUGACAACAACUUGAGUAACGGAGAUCUGGUCGCCAAUGGCUCAGCCCCUGUGGUGAUCAACGGAAACUCGCGCAUGUCAACCGGAUCGUCACACAAAGACGUCAGUCUUGGUGACAUAGAGUCACGCAUUCCACCAAACAGCCCGGGUCAUGAGUCAAAGCGUGACACGAUUGUCACGGUAGAUACCGACGAUACUACUCCCCCGGGUGGAGUGAGGCCUUGUUGCCCAGCGUUCUGCUACUGUGAGAGUAAUUGUUGUGACAAUUAUAAGGAGUCCUGUAUUCGAAGAAGCUGGCAUGGAUUGCGUUACUAUGUGUGUACUUUUGUGGAGCAUAAAUACUUCGAGUGGUUCAUUCUAUUCAUGAUUGUCAUAAGCAGUUUAACUUUGGUGUUUGAAGACAUCCAUUUGAAAAAUAAUCCUUUGCUGAAGAGUGCGCUAGGUGUGAUGAACUUCUCAUUUGCGAUCAUCUUUACAGUGGAAAUGCUUCUUAAAAUCCUCGGCAUGGGUUUCGUGGGUUAUUUUACCAACUUGUGGAACUGUUUGGACAGUUUCAUUGUAGCGAUCUCUCUCGCAAGUCUUACUGGUAGCAAAAAUCUGCAGUCGUUCAGAUCUCUCAGAGCUUUAAGACCUCUCAGAGCGAUCUCGCGGUUUGAGGGAAUGAAGAUUGUCGUGAAUUCGUUGGUGCACGCUGUUCCCGCGAUCGUGAACGUGAUGCUGGUGUGCCUGAUCUUCUGGCUCAUCUUCAGUAUUGUUGGUUAUCAGCUGUUUAACGGGAAAUUCUACAGAUGCGUUGAUAACAAAACCUUGGAGAUAAUUGAUUGGCAGAUAGUCGAGAAUAAGGAUCAGUGUAACGAGUCCCUGGGCAUGCGCUGGAUGAAUGCAAAAAUCAACUUCGACAGCUCCUUGCAAGGAUUCUUGGCUUUGUUUCAAGUUGCUACAUUAGAAGGCGUUUUUGAAGUCAUGCAAGAUUCUGUGGAUGGCGUAGGACAUUACAAGCAGCCAAGGUACGAGAACAGUUUCUACGCCUACUUCUACUAUGUUGUUUUCAUCAUUCUGGGUUCGUUCUUUAUUUUAAAUCUCUUCAUUGGAGUCAUCAUCGAAAACUUCAAUCGCCUAAAACAACAGUAUGAAGACAGCGGUGCACUUGGAAUGUUUUUAACACCAGGCCAGAGAAGCUGGGUGAACACCCUCAAGAAAACUUAUUACAGGAAACCGCGGAAGCAGUUCAAGAGACCUCAGAACAAGUUUCGUGCCUGGCUGUUUGACUUGAUCCUACAAAAGAAGUUCGAAGUGUUCAUCAUGUCGGUGAUUCUUAUUAACAUGGUUACCAUGAUGAUGGAACACAACAAUCAAACGGAGAACUUUACCGCUGCGCUCAGGUAUCUGAACUAUAUCUUCACUGGCAUCUUCAUUGUAGAGGCAAUCAUUCGUCUGAUUGCCAUGCGCUUGGACUACUUUAAACUCGGCUGGAAUGUGUUUGACUUCAUCAUAGUGGUUUUCUCCAUUGUCGGUAUUAUUGUUGAAGAUGUGCUACAGAAGGACAUGAUUCUCUCACCAGGCUUGCUGCGAGUUGUGAGGGUAUUUCGACUUGGAAGACUGCUACGUUUCUUCGAAGGCGCAAAAGGCGUUCGCCGCCUGCUGUUUGCUCUUGUCAAAUCACUGCCCGGCCUGGUCAACAUCGCCAUGUUGUUAUGCCUGAUUAUAUUCAUUUACGCCAUAAUUGGAAUGUCUUCGUUCGGAUACGUCAAAAAGACCAACGGCAUUACGGACGUGGUGAAUUUUGAGACUUUCGGGAACUCUAUGCUUUUGUUAUUUCGCGUCGGGACGGCCGCGGGCUGGAAUACAAUUCUUGACCCGCUCAUGGUAUCACCGCCGGACUGUAACCCAGAUUUAGACAAUGGCGGACUAAAUGGCAACUGCGGGAAUCGUUUUCUCGCUGUCUUUUUCUUUGUUAGUUACAUUCUUAUUAUUUUCUUGAUUAUCAUCAACAUGUACAUAGCAGUUAUCUUAGAGAAUUUCAACGAGGCACAGCAACAGGAAGAGAUCGGCGUGACCGAUGACGAUCUAGAAACUUUUAUUCAAGUGUGGGAAGAAUUUGAUCCCAAAGCCACGCACUAUAUUUCUCUAAAUCAACUCAGUGAUUUCCUGGACGCCUUAGAGCCACCGCUACAGAUUCCAAAACCAAAUAGGCACCUCUUUGGCGAGUUGGAGGUGCCAAUUAAGACGGACUAUAAAAUUUAUUUGUUGGAUGUUAUGCAAGCUCUUGUCAGGCGUGCAAUGGGAGGCGUAGAAGGACACGAGGAAGAAGAAAUGGUGAUGUUAGUGGAGCGCUUGGAAGAACGCUUCCAAAACAUGCGAAAGAAAGAAGCGACAAUCGGCUCGCUUCCCGAGCAGCAUAAAUUUGAAAUAAAGGCAGCGGUGACGAUUCAAAAGGCAAUAAGGAUUUUCUUGCUGAAGAGAAGGUUAAGAAUUUGUAAAGGCGGAGCGUUUCACCCGUAUGAUGAGUUGACCUCGGAAAAGGACAAAGGUCACGGAUGGAGAGAAAGACAAGUGGAAGAUAACACCCGUGUGAUCGGGAUGUUAUGGUUGAAUCAGGCCAAGCGACACAACAUUGAGCCAGCAGUGGAGGAAAACAACGACGAGGAAAAUACCAAGGAUAAUGGAAACACCGAGAAUGAUAUGCCCGCUACCUUGACUGUGGUGGACGAGAAAACUAAACCUUCGCCAAACACUCUGAGUGUGAAUUGUUAGCGAGCAGGCGCCUGCAACACUUCACUGGUCACCGCCAUCGUUUUGUAUCACAGUAACUUCUAGGCUUGGUGACAUGGAGCGUCACAUUUAAAAAUGCAAAGCGUUGAAACUCAAAAUUAAUGAGAACCAAACCGUUAAGCUCAUUGGGUCGUUUGCUAAACUGUUUUCUGCGAAAAGGACAUCGGGAGCAAGUUCGGCACAGUUGAAUGUCGCGCAAAUGCAGUACUAAUGAAUGCCAGAUGAUACCACUUGGAGCCCGCGAGACUUUAGGAAGAUCGAGGACCUUACCCUUGAGGAUCCCUCUGAAGAUGGCUUGUUAUGCCCCUAUGACAGAAGCUUCAAAAGUGUGAAUCCGCUGUGCGGCAUCGCAGUUGUCCCGCGGCUGCAUGCCGUAUAUUUUAUACAUUAAAAAUAACAAAAGGCCAAUGCCUAUUUGUAAAUAUUACUUAGAAAUAUUUUUGUUAUUGUUUGACCGUAGCUGGCGCGAAGCAGUGCAUUUAGAAAGGUAUUGCAUUUUUGCGGUUUGCCUCUAUGCUAUUUGAAGGUGGCUUCAGAUUGAAAUUCCUAAAAGUUACUUCAGAAGCAUCUGGUAUAAUAGCUAUUAUGGUUAAUUUAGUGAACCGACUUUCAGAUUAUCUAAUAAUUCAAUUGUGUUUUCCUUAUUGCACAACGCCUUCCGUGAAUAAGGCGGCAUAUUUCGCAAUUAAAAGGCAACAAAUUGUUACAGUUUAAAUUAACAUUUGUAUAAGUAGGAUAAAAGCAAUGCUGCAAUUGAUAAUUUCUGAAGUCAAAGGUAGCGUAACGUUUUUGGCACAAAUAGCUGCAUUUUAUCUUAGCAGUGGAAGGCAAUUCGAUGAUUUCUUCGUAAUAAAGAGGAAAGUUUGACAGGCUGCCCUUAAGUCAAGUGGAAAUAGUUAUGUCAAGUCAGUACAAUAAUAGUUAUAGCAGUUUGAGUAGUUGUUUGGCCGGACAAUCAGAAGUAAAUAUCGCUAACAGAUUGAUUCCUGUUGCAACCGCUGUUUUACCGUUAGCUUGGGUUCAAACAAGGUGUUUUUUGAUAACCUGUGCAAGGCUGCCGUAGAUAUCUGCAAUAGCUGUGUCAGUGAACCUUCUGUGUGUUAAUGUCUGGCAAAAAAACUGAAAUUGAAGAGAUGUUGAUUUGCCCACUGCCGUGCCGUUAGCCUUUUUUUGAGCUGUGGGCAACGAAGACAAAUCUAAAAUAAUUUUCUUCAGGAACGUUAUAAACUAAUUAUAAAUUAAUUUGUUGGGUGACCUCAACAAAAACCAAUCUCUGGCACAAGUUUAACGUAAAUAGAAUGGGACCGUAAAAAAACGCGUUUGUUUUUGGUGCCCGAUAAUAAUAUUUCCAUUUUCCUCUAUUUUGAAUUAAUAAUUGAUUAUUUAAUAUAAUGUUCAUAUUUUUGUUCUGUGAUGGCACUUGAGUGCCAAAUCGUAGUAGUGUAAAUAUAAGAUUGUACUAGGUGUUACAGUAAAUUAUUGACCGGUAAUACGGUUAGUUAUUCACUGGGUUGACAGGGUCAGAAAGCGAACUCGGAUCAGCGGUCUUUGUAUAAGGGCCUAAAGGCCGUUCUUGACAAUACAAUAUAUUUAUUGUACGCUAGUGGAAGUUACUUUUCACAAAAAUUUAAUUAUGAUAGCUUUUAUACUUUGUUUUCAUUUUGCAGCUUGAUAUCUCCACGUAAUUGAGAAAUAUUUAUCACAAAGUUUAUCCCGGAAGGAGAUAUUUGUUUUUGUAUUAAAGAUGAGCGUUUCUGUUCUUUUUCAAGUGAAUGUUAAGGACCUUGCUUGGCGGUGCCGCUUUCUUCCCUGUAUGUUGACUUAGUAGGUUUCUUUAAUUCGAAAAAAGCAGCAAGCUCGAGUGUGUAAAUUUUAUCUGAUAACGAAAUCACUACACCAGAACAAGUUUGGUGAUGUUUCAUUGGAUGAUUGAAGUAAAGGAUUUUGGCCAACUUAAUCAAUCUGUUCAUUGUAAUGUCACCGCUCUUGCGUUGGGGUUCAUUUCCAAAUUUGAUUAAAUUUAUAAACUCGUGCCUAGCUUUCUUUCGAGUUUGGAAAAGGCUAAUAAUUUGGCUAGUUAUGUAAGUCAAAAUUUGCUGAUUCGCAAAUACUUCCAGAAACCUAUUCCCUUAUGAGGAAGCACUGGUGGGAUUUUUAGUUCGUUUUCACCAAGAUUUUUGUAAGUACAAAUUUUAUACGUCAAAAACCAUUAAAUUCUGCGAACACAAAAACCA
Orbicella faveolata is the source of this 11018-nucleotide messenger RNA. RefSeq names its product sodium channel protein 1 brain-like. Gene Ontology annotation, biological process: membrane depolarization during action potential; neuronal action potential; sodium ion transmembrane transport. The record is from RefSeq and is a predicted model, not a curated record. Gene Ontology annotation, molecular function: voltage-gated sodium channel activity; calcium ion binding. Gene Ontology annotation, cellular component: plasma membrane; voltage-gated sodium channel complex. NCBI's taxonomy places the organism in Eukaryota, Metazoa, Cnidaria, Anthozoa, Scleractinia, Merulinidae.